Molecule: messenger RNA, 3447 nt
Organism: Seminavis robusta
Lineage: Eukaryota; Bacillariophyta; Bacillariophyceae; Naviculales; Naviculaceae
Source: the annotation of a GenBank genome assembly
AUGACAGCACUCCGCCUUGAUGCACAUGCUUCCGUGGAUGGGAGGUUGGAGCAGGCUGAACUCUACAGCUGGCUCACCACCACCACCUUUGCACCUUCCAAGCAAGCCGCACUGGACUUUAUUGUCAAGUUCAAUCGGAACUUCAAGAGGUACAAUGACGCCGUCAAGGCCAAGACUGAGCGCAUCACUGAGGAAACCAAGAAGACACUACUCCAGCGUGCUCUCUCCGAUGUGCCAUUGCUCCAUGCAGUCACCUCCCGUGAGAUUGAGCGCAUGACCUUGGAGCACAAGCCAGGUUACAAUUUCGAGGAGUACUACGAAGUCAUCAAGGUGACUGCCGCUAGCUACGACAGGAACCGGGCAACGUCACGCCGUCGGUCUGUCAAUUGGCAUGACCUUGAUAGUGACAACUGUGAUGGUCAAGACAGUGAGGCCCCAGCUGAUGGAGGCAUUGAUGCAUUCAAUGUCAAUCUGGACCCAACCACCCGAUUGCCCGAUGAGUUCUUCCGCCAACUCCCACGUGAAGACAAGUCCAUCUGGCACCGGCUGUCCCCCCAGGCCAAGAAGAUCUUGAUGGAGUCAACCCCACCCAAGCCUGGUCCACCUGCACGACAGGCUCACCUUUCUGAAAUGGUAGAGCAGGAUGAGGAGAAGGAUCGCCCUGAACAAGUGGAUGACACACUACCACCCACCAUGGAAGCCAAUCAAGCACAAGCCAAGCCUGGAGCUGGUCCAUCCCACUCGGCACCCCAGUCCAAGUCAAAUGACCUGCACCCGGCACACCCAGCUCGAAUGAUGGGCACCAAACCCAAGCCACGCGAAGGUAACCUUGCUGCUAGCCACCCGAGCAAUCGAUCCGCCCACCAUGCAUUCCACCGCAUGCUGGACAACGUUGAUGACAUUGCCUCUGGUGCUGCCCAUUCUACCAAGCCUGGCCCUGAUAGAGCGGAUUUUCGGCUCGGUUCUGGUGUUCCCAACCACCCUUGUGUAUCGUACUACUCAGCCUUCAUCCAUCACCGCAAACGACUUUGGUGCACCUUGAUGGAUCGAGGCGCCAAUGGAUUUAUCCUUGGCAAUGAUGUACGUGUUGUGAAUUUAUCUGGUACAUUCAUUGAUUUGAAUGGUAUUGACAAUCACACAGUUCGAAACCUCCAGUUGGCUACUGCGGUUGUGUUCAUGCGAAGUGAUCAUGGUCCCAUCCUUGGUUGCAUCCACCAGGGUGCCGUCAUGUACGACGGCCGUACCAUUGCUUGUCCCGGUCAGAUGGAGCACUUUGGUUGUUGUGUCCACGACAAAGCCAAGACCGUGACUGGAGUGGACCCCUACUUUGUCACACCCAAUGGUUUCAGAGUCCCCAUGGCCAUGCGCAAUGGACUUCCGUAUGUAGACUGGCGGCCACCCACUGAUGCUGAGAUGGCAGACGACUCCAUCCCUUUGAUAGAUUUGACUAGCCCACACCCGUGGGACCCCUCGUGCCUUGAUUCAGUCCCGUCCGAUGAUUGGUAUGACACCCAAAGUACUACCGUCCUUGACGAUGCAGAUUCCCCUUUAGACAGCUUGGGCCGACUCCAGACUAUGGAUGACGAUGCCCUGACUCCAUCUCGUCCCACCCCCAAGCAGUCCAUUGAUCGUCGCGGUAUCAUCGCCGCCAUGGCUAACCUUGUUCAAGACGAUUUGGUCGCUGCCAGUGCUGAUGAUGUCCCCGCCCUCUUAUCCCGCCCGUGCCAUCAUUAUGACUCCAGCUCCGACGAUGAUUCUGACCUUGAAGAUGACUCUGACGUUGAAGACCUCCGACAGUGCUUUGCCCGUGUCCCCGACCUUAUGACCCCCUAUGACGACUCCUCUGGUGCUGAAGACUCGGACUCCUCUGGUGAUGAUUCUGACUCUGACACUGAGGACUUACGCCAUUGUUUUGGAGUCCAAACCCGUGGCCAGCUUCGUGGGGAGCCUCCAAGUACUCGCUCCCGUUCCCGUCCCACCCGCCCCUCUGACCCAACGAAGGAUGGGGAGAAAAGGACUCGGAAGAUGCCUGAAGUUAGACGACCUCGUUCCAAGAAGCAGUCCUCCGUUGACAGACGACCACGAGUUGAGACAGUACUACCAAGCGAUGAUGAUGACAGUUCCAGCGACGUUGAAGAUGAAGAUGGAGACAUUCUCAAGUCGAACAACAGGGCCAAGCACCACACCGGUGUUGAGCUGCCCCCCAUAUCCCGCAAGCGGCCCCCUGAGCAGAUUCCAAUGAUGCGGCGGUUCUUUCCGGGAACUAGUGACGAGACACUCAAGCGAACACUGGAUGCCACUACCCAGUAUGGUACCAAGGGAGCUGUCCAAGGUCGUACUCUCCGAAGCCAGAUACUGUCGCCCAACCCGAUCCUCAACAUUCCGAGAAGGCAAGAGGAUGUGGCUACAGAUACUAUCUACGGCAGUGUCCCUGCGGUUGACGACGGAUCUGUGGCAGCCCAAUUCUUCAUUGGACGCACAUCCCACUACAGGUCAUUACACCCCGCUGGCACCAGUGACGCAAGCUAUGUCAAGACACUGAUGGACAACAUCCGAAGGUUUGGAGCAAUGAACUGCAUCAGGAGCGACAAUGCCCAGGCCCAGGCAAGCAAACGGGUCAAGGACAUCCUACGGACCUUUUGCAUCAACGACCGAACCUCUGAGCCAUACAGAGGGAAUCAGAACUAUGCAGAACACGGAUGGAAGGAUACCAAGACCAAGACGCAGCUGGUACUUGACACCAAGAAUGCACCAUCUAAGUGUUGGCUGACUGCUGGCCAGUACGUGACCACCCUGCAGAAUCAUAUGGCAUAUGAGAGCCUUGGCUGGAGAACUCCCUUUGAGUGGUUGCAUGGGUACACGCCUGACAUAUCUGCACUCCUUCAAUUUGAGUUUUAUGAACCAGUCUACUACCAGAAGUAUGAUGCGAAAUUCCCACAGGACUCAACCGAGUGUGUGGGGAGGUUCGUUGGCGUCUCAGAGUAUGUUGGCCAUGGCAUGACGUACAAGAUUCUCACUGAGGACGACAAGAUCAUCCAUCGGGCUGUCGCUAGAACAGCAAGACUAGGCAACGAAUUCACCAAUUGGAAGGCGGAUGCACAGGCACCCAAGCUUGCGCCCAAACCCAAGCCAUUUGUGGACGGACCACCCUCAAAGACCAUCGAAGGAGGUAUUGAUCUUGGGGAGACCCAGAACGCUACAGUGUUCCAUGACGCCAUCCGGCAUGACAUCAGCUCACACCUGAGAGAGGACGACAUUCUCCAAGGUGGCACACUACUGACCAUUGAUGUGUCAGGUUUGCUCAACCGAACGUUCAUAACCAACCCGGACGACAAUGGGGAGUUUGAGAUCCUUGUUGAAUGGGCAAGCGGAACAACCUGGUUGGUGUGGAUGGAUGGAAGCGGUGUAGACCCUACACGAAGAAUGCAAAGAAAUUCGCUAGGAUGA